CGCAAAAUUGACGUCUAUGAAAAUCGUAAAUAAUAUAAUAAUUCGCAUCGCAUACUAAUUUAAUGUUAGCACGAUAGAAUAUUAAAGCGAAUUAAUUCUUACUUUACAAUCAAAAUAAAGUAAUUUCUUAAAUUUAAAAAUGGAGAGCGCAAAAAUGUAGACAAGAGAAGAACAACCUCUCGAAGGCAAUUUAAAGAGAUGGUUGAUCAAUUAAAGACCCAACCCGACAUAGCUAAGAACAUUGUUAAACAACAGCCAGAGAUUGUACAUGCAUUUUGGGAAAAUUUGGCAGAGACUUUAAAUUCCUUAGGUCCCCCAUUCAAAGAAAUAUCAGAAUGGAAGAAGGUUUGGUCAGACUUCAAAUCUUCUAUAAGAAAGAAAUUGAGUGUUAAUAAGAAAACAGCUGGAGAAGAGUCGGAAGAACAAUUUGUAACUAGCCUGGAAGAAGAAGUCAUACAAUUGGUGGGGCUCAGAAAUUCUGUUGAAGUUGUUCCUCAAACACGAUCUUUCGGUGUGCCCACAAAACGAAAAUUCGAAGAACCCGAGACAAUUUCCACCGAAUCUAUUCCACCCAUUUCUCCUCUGCCAAAUAUUGAAGCAGAAGUUUUUAAUAACGAUAAUGAUGUCUCUCAGGAACAGGAAGACGAUAGCAGUAGAAAUUUGUCUGAAAUUUCAACUUCCAAGAAAAAGAACACCGGGCAGACAAAAACUCAGUCGCAACUUUUGGAAGAUCUCAUAGGAAUUCAAAAGACGUUAAAUGAUAAAGUAUCAGUUGCUUUGAUCAAAAAUACAAAACAAACUCAAAAUCUCAAUACCAAAAUUGAAAAAAUAUUCGUUUCGUUGGACCGAUUGGGUGAGCAUGAAGCGAGGAGAAAUGAUAUUCUCCAGUCGCUGCUCGACGAGACCAGAAGACAUAACAGAAGAAUGGAGAAACUUGUUGUGGACAAAGAGCAAUAUCUCUCCGACAGUAUGUCUGAAUGA
Messenger RNA from Eupeodes corollae, 981 nucleotides. RefSeq lists its product as uncharacterized. The transcript is spliced from 3 exons. Bases 199 to 981 code for a protein of 260 amino acids. The record is from RefSeq and is a predicted model, not a curated record. Lineage: Eukaryota; Metazoa; Arthropoda; Insecta; Diptera; Syrphidae.